UACUUUAUUACGUGAUUUCGAUGUGACGUUUACUUGUUUUUACUCUUCUUUUUCCUUAUUCGAACUCUGCUUUCAUUUUUCUUUCCUUUGCCCGGACCUUUCUUCUUACUCCGCCGUGUCGCCGCUACAUACUCCACCAACGCCGCCACUUCCUUUUCCGACAUGAGAGCUUCCUUAGAUGCCGUCGAGAGGAUACUCAACUAUAGGUUUCGAGACAAACGCCUCCUCGAAGACGCCCUGACUCACUCAUCGUACUCCGACGCGCCGUCGUAUGAGCGUCUUGAGUUCGUCGGCGACGCCGCUCUUGGCCUUGCGUUUACCAACCAUGUUUUCUUGGCUUACCCCAACCUUGACCCCGGUCAACUGUCCUUGAUCCGAGCUGCAAAUAUUAGUACCGAGAAACUUGCUCGGGUUGCCGUUAAACAUGGCCUUUUUCAGUUUGUAAGACACAAUGUUGUGGGUCUUGCACAAAAGGUUAAAGAAUUUGCUGAGGCUGUUACUAAAGAAGAUGAAUUGGUGGCUCAUGGUGGAUCGAUGAAAGCACCCAAGGUUUUAGCUGACGUUGUCGAAGCUCUGGCUGCGGCCGUUUACAUUGACAUCAGAUUUGAUCUGAUAUCACUCUGGGUGAUCUUUAGAGGUUUAUUAGAGCCGAUAGUUACGCCAGAAGCUUUACAACAACAACCUCAACCGGUUAGCUUAUUGUUCGAGAUAUGUCAAAAGCAAGGGAAGUACGUUGACAUAAAGCAUUGGAAUAAUGGCGUAAAAAACAUUGCUACUGUAUUUGUUGACGGGGAGUUUAUUGCUUCCGGUUCUUCGGAUCGAAAAGACAUUGCGAAGCUUAAUGCGGUGAGGGAAGCUUUGCAAAGGUUAUCGACAUCCAUAGUUGUUGAUGUUGAUUCACUCGGAAUCGACGAGAUUAAUGGGUCUUUAGAAAUCAAAGAAGCGAAGCAAAAACUGCACAAGCUUUGCAUGAAAAAGAAAUGGCCCAAACCUAUCUACGAGCUCGAGAAAGACGAAGGUCCCCCACACGAGAAGAAAUUCGUAUCUGCAGUUAAAAUUCCGACCGAAGAUGGCAUCUUUUAUAUCACCGGGGACAAAAAGUCGAGAGUAAAAGAAGCGGACAACUCCGCGGCUUCGUGUAUGAUUCAAUCCCUUAAAGAACUGAGAUAUCUGUGAUUCGGGUCCUCACUUUCCGACGAUCUCUAGUUACCGGGUAAAUUUUGUUAUAUUUGUUGUCGAUCUCCGAUUGUAUUCGACAUCGCUGGAUCCGGAACUUAAAACAUAGUUGACUGUCGAGAUCUCGAUGGUCGGGUGCCGGAACACAAAGUGUUGCAAAGAGCCACCAAUGUGUUCUAUGUUUUAUUUUGUCUGGAAGCACAUUUUCAAGUUUUCAUAUAUUAUAUCAACGGUGGUCGAAUUGAUUGUGCCAUAA
Molecule: messenger RNA, 1432 nt
Organism: Gossypium arboreum
Lineage: Eukaryota; Viridiplantae; Streptophyta; Magnoliopsida; Malvales; Malvaceae
Product: ribonuclease 3-like protein 2
Exons: 4
Coding region: 163-1176 (337 amino acids)
Biological process (GO): siRNA processing
Cellular component (GO): cytoplasm; nucleus
Molecular function (GO): ribonuclease III activity; RNA binding
Source: RefSeq, a predicted model, not a curated record